This is a messenger RNA of Sorex fumeus (smoky shrew), 4539 nucleotides long. It is a transcript of the gene PAN2, whose product is annotated as poly(A) specific ribonuclease subunit PAN2. Gene Ontology annotation, molecular function: poly(A)-specific ribonuclease activity; nucleic acid binding; protein binding. Gene Ontology annotation, biological process: nuclear-transcribed mRNA poly(A) tail shortening; mRNA processing. The transcript is spliced from 26 exons. NCBI's taxonomy places the organism in Eukaryota, Metazoa, Chordata, Mammalia, Eulipotyphla, Soricidae. Bases 227 to 3859 code for a protein of 1210 amino acids. The record is from RefSeq and is a predicted model, not a curated record. Gene Ontology annotation, cellular component: PAN complex; P-body.
GAGCCUGAAGCGCGGGGGAGAAUUGGGGAAACAGGAAUUUCCCGCGGAACUGACGGCGCUUGCUCUACCCCUACUCGUUUUAAUUCCGGGCACUCCAAAAUAUCCGCCAUGGAGAAAUCUUGGCCAGGAUGUCCGUUCUAGGCCCACUGGUGCUGUCCUGCUGAAAGUUGGGUGAGGCAUCUUAAAGGGAGGGUGUGACUCAGUCUGAUCUGCAGCCUCCAUCAUCAUGAACUUCGAGGGUCUGGACCCUGGACUGGCAGAAUAUGCCCCGGCCAUGCAUUCUGCCCUGGACCCCGUCCUGGAUGCCCACCUGAACCCAAGUCUGCUGCAGAAUGUGGACAUGGACCCGGAGGGAGUGGCCUUGGAGGCUCUUCCUGUUCAGGAAUCAGUACACAUAAUGGAAGGUGUCUACUCUGAAUUGCACAGUGUGGUGGCAGAAGUGGGCGUGCCUGUCUCCGUCUCCCACUUUGACUUGCACGAGGAGAUGCUGUGGGUGGGAAGCCAUGGGGGUCACGCCACUUCAUUUUUUGGCCCAACCUUGGAGCGCUACUCAUCCUUUCAGGUCAAUGGCAGCGAUGACAUCCGGCAGAUCCAGAGCCUGGAAAAUGGGAUCCUUUUCCUCACCAAGAACAACCUCAAGUACAUGGCCCGCGGUGGCCUCAUUAUAUUUGAUUACCUGCUGGAGGAGAGUGAAGACAUGCACAGUCUCCUGCUGACUGACAGCAGCACGCUGCUUGUUGGCGGGCUGCAGAGCCACAUAGUGGAGAUUGACCUGAACACUGUCCAGGAGACCCAGAAGUAUGCAGUGGAGACACCUGGAGUCACCAUCAUGAGACAGACGAAUCGCUUCUUCUUUUGUGGCCACACUUCUGGCAAGGUUUCCCUGAGAGACCUUCGUACUUUUAAAGCCGAGCACGAGUUCGACGCCUUCUCAGGGAGUCUGUCAGAUUUCGACGUGCACGGCAACCUGUUGGCCGCCUGCGGCUUCUCCAGCCGCCUCACUGGCCUGGCCUGUGACCGUUUCCUCAAGGUGUAUGAUUUGCGCAUGAUGCGUGCCAUCACUCCUCUUCAAGUGCACGUGGACCCUGCCUUCUUGCGUUUCAUUCCUACUUACACGUCUCGUCUCGCCAUCAUCUCCCAGUCAGGACAGUGCCAGUUUUGUGAGCCCACAGGCCUGGCCAACCCAGCAGACAUCUUUCAUGUGAAUCCUGUGGGGCCGCUGCUCAUGACGUUUGAUGUGUCAGCCAGCAAGCAAGCCCUGGCCUUUGGGGACUCCGAGGGCUGUGUGCACCUCUGGACUGAUUCCCCAGAGCCCUCCUUCAACCCUUACUCCCGGGAGACCGAGUUUGCUUUGCCCUGUCUGGUGGACUCGCUGCCUCCUCUGGACUGGAGUCAGGACCUGCUGCCUCUGUCCCUUAUCCCUGUCCCGCUCACCACGGAAACGCUCCUCUCUGACUGGCCUGCUGCCAACUCUGCUCCAGCUCCUAGACGAGCGCCUCCCGUGGAUGCAGAGAUUCUGCGAACCAUGAAGAAAGUGGGCUUCAUUGGCUAUGCACCCAACCCCCGUACCAGGCUGCGCAAUCAGAUCCCGUACCGACUCAAGGAGUCAGACAGCGAAUUUGACAGUGUCAGCCAGGUCACAGAGUCACCGAUUGGACGGGAAGAGGAACCGCAUCUCCACAUGGUUUCUAAGAAGUACCGCAAGGUUACUAUCAAGUACUCCAAGCUAGGGCUGGAGGAUUUUGACUUCAAACACUACAAUAAGACCUUAUUUGCUGGCUUAGAGCCCCACAUUCCCAAUGCCUACUGUAACUGCAUGAUCCAGGUGCUCUAUUUCCUGGAGCCCGUGCGCUGUCUAAUCCAGAACCACCUCUGCCAGAAGGAGUUCUGCCUGGCGUGUGAGCUGGGCUUUCUUUUCCACAUGUUGGACCUCUCUCGAGGUGACCCAUGUCAGGGCAGUAAUUUCCUUCGGGCCUUCCGCACCAUUCCUGAGGCCUCGGCCCUGGGUCUGAUCCUGGCCGACUCCGAUGAGGCUUCAGGCAAGGGCAACCUGGCCAGACUCAUUCAGAGGUGGAACCGCUUCAUCCUCACUCAGCUGCAUCAGGACAUGCAGGAGCUGGAAGUGCCUCAGGCUUAUCGGGGUGCCGGAGGCAGCAGCUUCUGCUCCUCCGGGGACUCCGUCAUCGGACAACUGUUCAGUUGUGAGAUGGAGAACUGCAGCUUGUGCCGCUGUGGCAGUGAGACCGUGCGCGCCUCAUCCACCCUGCUCUUCACCCUCUCCUACCCUGACGAUAAAGCCGGGAAGAACUGUGACUUCGCUCAGGUGCUGAAACGAAGCAUCUGCUUGGAGCAGAAUACCCAGGCGUGGUGUGACAACUGUGAAAAGUACCAGCCCACGAUUCAGACCCGCAACAUUCGCCACCUGCCAGAUAUUCUCGUCAUCAAUUGUGAGGUGAACAGCCUGAAAGAAGCUGAUUUCUGGAGGAUGCAGGCUGAUGUUGCCUUCAAGAUGGCCAUAAAGAAGCACAGUGGGGAAAUGUCCAAGAAUAAGGAGUUUGCUCUAGCUGAUUGGAAGGAACUUGGGGGUCCGGAGGGCCUGCUGGUGUGCCCUUCCCUCGAGGAGCUCAAGAGCGUGUGGCUUCCGUUCUCCAUUCGGAUGAAGAUGACCAAGAACAAAGGGCUGGACGUUUGCAACUGGACUGAUGAGGAUGAGAUUCAGUGGGGCCCGGCCAGGGCGGAGGAGGAGCCUGGUGUCUUUGUGUAUGACCUGAUGGCUACUGUGGUACACAUCCUGGACUCGCGCACAGGGGGCAGCCUGGUGGCUCACAUCCGAGUCGGAGAGACCUACCACCAGCGCAAGGAGGGGGUAACCCACCAGCAGUGGUACCUUUUCAAUGACUUUCUUAUCGAGCCUAUUGAUAAGCAUGAGGCUGUGCAGUUUGACAUGAGCUGGAAAGUGCCUGCUAUCUUGUAUUAUGUCAAGAGAAACCUUAAUUCCAAAUACAACCUGAACAUCAAGAACCCUAUUGAGGCAAGUGUCCUGUUGGCCGAAGCCUCUCUAGCACGGAAGCAGAGGAAAACACAUACUACCUUCAUUCCACUGAUGCUGAAUGAAAUGCCACAAGUUGGGGACCUGGUGGGCCUAGAUGCUGAGUUUGUCACCCUGAAUGAGGAGGAAGCCGAGUUGCGCAGUGAUGGCACCAAGUCCACCAUCAAACCUAGCCAGAUGUCAGUAGCGAGGAUCACCUGUGUUCGGGGCCAGGGGCCCAAUGAGGGCAUCCCCUUCAUUGAUGACUACAUCUCCACCCAGGAGCAGGUGGUGGAUUACUUGACUCAGUACUCGGGGAUAAAGCCAGGAGACCUUGAUGCCAAGAUUUCCUCGAAGCACCUCACGACACUCAAGUCUACCUACUUAAAGCUUCGCUUUCUCAUAGACAUUGGAGUCAAAUUUGUGGGUCACGGUCUGCAGAAGGACUUUCGAGUCAUCAACCUCAUGGUGCCCAAGGACCAAGUCCUGGACACUGUGUAUCUGUUUCACAUGCCCCGAAAACGAAUGAUUUCAUUGCGAUUCCUUGCUUGGUACUUUCUCGACUUGAAGAUUCAAGGGGAGACCCAUGACAGUAUUGAGGAUGCCCGCACAGCCCUUCAGCUCUAUCGAAAGUAUCUGGAGCUGAGCAAAAAUGGCACCGAGCUCGAGUCCUUCCACAAAGUGCUCAAGGGCCUUUAUGAGAAGGGCCGGAAGAUGGACUGGAAGGUGCCUGAGCCCGAGGGUCAAACAAGUCCCAAGAGUAAGGCCUGGGAUGGGACACGGGAAACUGGACUAGAUGCCGCUGUCUUCUCCCCCGUGUUGGCACUCUGACCUCACUCUCUCCCGAUGAACUGCUUGCUUCCCCUUCAUUGUUCUUGCCUCCCAGUGGGGAGAUGACUUCCAGAAUUGGACCUGUUCAGGAUCUCUAGAUGGUGCUAUUAACAGAACUGGAAUGCGGAAUUGUUGCAGAGGGUCCAGGAGCCAGAUUCUCUCUCGCUCUUUUUUUUUUUUUCCAGAUUCUCUUUUUACUCUUUUACAAAAUACUUGGUCAGAAACAGAGUUGAGAAUUGACUCAGGUGGGAAGUAGUAUUCUUAAUAAAUAUCCUGGGUUCAGGAAAAAUAAAUAUCCUAUAUUCUGCAUAUUUCCUAUGUAGGCAAAGAAGCUCCUGGGACUAGAUCUGUUUCUAGUUGAUGAGAGACUAAAGUCUCAUUUAAUGACAAGGAUACAAAAAUAGGUCAAGAUUUAAUUCUGCUUGUGAAGGAGCCGGCAUGUGGAGUCUUGGUGGCCCUAACAAAACACUGUUAACAAUGUUACCAUUGCCAAAAGGGUCUCUGUAUCCUGUAUCCUGCCCAGUGGCUGACUUCACAACCACUGACAGCCAAGAAGCAUCUGUCUUCAGCCCGUCCACUUUGCUGUCCUGUUUUGUUUUCUUGUUUUGUGUUUUUUAUCUUGUUUUAAACUGCAUGUUUUAUAAAAUAAAAACAAAAAUAUUGUUGACGUCUCCAUCUCA